Molecule: messenger RNA, 16229 nt
Organism: Porites lobata
Lineage: Eukaryota; Metazoa; Cnidaria; Anthozoa; Scleractinia; Poritidae
Source: the annotation of a GenBank genome assembly
AGUUUUUCUUCUUUGAACUCAAAAGGAAGUGACAGUGCAGGCCUUACAAGAAGGUGUAGUGACUGUAAAAAAUCAUACAAGUCCUGCGAUUGCAAGGUUUGUGAUUGCUAACUUCAUAAUCCAAGGUUUAAUAGUUAAAAAAGGUAAAUGCUUUGUUUUAUAAUAAAAAGGCACUAAGCUGCUCAAGCUAGUUUACAGGUACUCCACCCUGAUAAUGUGAGACAACACUCAAAUGGAUAGGACUGAUAUACUGCUGGCUAUUUAAUUAUACAAGUGUGGCUUAUUUGAAGAGGGUAUUUUGAUAGUUAGCACAUACUUACGUGACUGUUUUGACAUGAUGGUAUUUGAAAAAGGUGACCAUUGCACUGUAUUACAAAAAAUAAUAGUGAAUGCACUGAUGCAUGAACUGUUCCUCAAGAAGAAGGAGAGUUAACUAUAGCGUAAGUUAAACUGUACCCAUGAAUUGCUUGCAUUUGUAGAACUCAGGAUAAAUUGUUACUUUUUAUUUGGCAGAAUUGUUCCAAGUGUGGAACAAUAUUUCAGAAGUAUUGGGGAACUAACUUGAUCAAAGGACGGUAAGCAUCUUAUAAUGUUUACUCAAUUUAAUAUAUAUUAUUGUAAAUAAAAAAAGUUAACACUAGAGCUACCCUUGUUACAUUUAGUGUUUAGUGUAUGGAUUCCAUUUUCAUUAUGUACAGUGUACACAUAGUACUCUGAAAUCUUGGAGGCAUAAUGACCUUAUUGUCGGUGCUCUGGAGUCCAGAUAAAAAAAUCUGGGUUCUAGCUGUAGCUAGCUAGGGUCCUUGGCCUUGCUUUAUUCAUAAUUUCUUGGGCAAGACACUUUACUCUCGAUGCAACUGGCACUCUAUCCAGGUGUAUGAACCAGUACCAGCAAAUGUAACAUUAUGGACUAGCAAACCUUUUGACAGGGGGGAUUAGAAAUAUUCCUAGUUGCUUUGUCGUGCUAUAGAAGCAAGAUAUAGUAAAGGACAGGUAAAGUCUUAAUACGUAUAUACUCCCUUAAUUCUAAUGUCUAAUUAAUGUGAAUUUAAUCAUAUUUCUAUGUUAAUUUGCAUAAUAUAAAUGAUGAUUAUUAUUCUCCCCCUUCUUUUCUCCCCCUUAUGAAAGAGUAAGGUGCUUAAACACCUCUUUAGAUUUAGAAUUUGAGUAGAAUGAUGCACCACUUUCUUACCUCUUGUCAUGAUAAUAAUUCCACAUUCUUUUGUUUGUUAGUUCUCAUUGUCGUACAUGUUCCACUGCAGUGUGUGUUACCUGUCAUUUUGUUGUUAACAAAGCUGUAAAGGUACGUCACUGUUAAAAAUCUAUUUUGUCAAAUAAUAAGUAAAUAGUUAAAUUCUGCUAUUACAUCCAUUUCAAAAUUAUGUUAUGUUUUACAAAAAUAAUGAAUGAGUUUUAUCAGUAAUGUUGAGUGGAAUGUAAGAAAGGGAGUUAAAUUUUCUUCUUUUGGCAAACGAUCUUUGUAACUGUUGGCCAUUACUCCAUUAAACUUAACAGACUCAAUCACGAAACAUCUGGUGUUGACAUACAAAUGUUAAGAGACAAAAGUUCAACGUCUUUAUACUGAACAUAUUGAUCGCUGUAGUGUCUUGUGGUAAGAUUCAUGCAACUGCAUCAUUAUGGCUCCAGUUUUAAGUGCACUCACAGGAACUGAGGCAUACUUACUAUUACAGAAUUUCUAUUGCAAUUUGUCUGUUUCACAAAAAAUCAUUUUGUCAAUAAUUGUGUCAAAAAAUUUGCUUGCCCACAUUUUAGAGGACCAUUGAAAAAGUGGUCAACUGACUGAGCAUUGAUCUACUGUCAGUAGUCCUUUAUCAUUCUGCUAGGUAUGUACAAGGUGUCUCUUAAAACAAAAAGAAGAUGAAAUGAACACCCAGAAGGCUCUGUCAGCUAUAGAAGAAGCUAGAACAGGAAGAGGUGUGUUAAAUUUACCCAUCAGAGAUAUUAAUAUAUGAUAUUGUUGAUUACUUUAAAAAAUCAAGCAGUCUGACAAAUAGCUAAAUGAAAUAAAUAUAAAAUUAAUAAAUACCAGAGUAUAAAGAUGCCCCCAGGUCCUUGUUUUCCUAAUUCUGGCACUGAGAGACUUGUUGAUGAUGAUAAUGAUGAUGAUGAUGAUGAUAGUGAUGAUGAUCACAUAAAAUUAAUUUGGGUGUUACGAAAACUAAGACCUAAGACCCGUCUUAGUUUUCGAGGUUACGAAAACUAAGACCCCCUAAAAUCGAAUCCGUCGAAAUAUAAAGUCAAAUUGUAACCGAAAUAGGUCUGAUCUGUCAAAUUAUAUCAUGUUCAAUCCUUUCCACCGAGUUUUAGGUCAAAUUUAACGGUAAAUUUAGGGGUCUUAGUUUUCGUAAUUUCGAAAACUAAGACCCCUCUUAGUUUUCGUAAUUACGAAAACUAAGACCCCCACCAAAACAAUCUCUAAAAUUUCUACAAAGUCGAAUUACGGCCGUGUGAAGACUAUAAUCCGUAAGACAAACAAAAACUACUAUCAUACGCGUGUGUGUACGAUCCGCUAACAAUUUGAAGACUCGCUUUAAAAAGAGGACCAAAGCCAUAGACUUCCUACUUAUCUAUUGUACACUGAAAAUAUGUCUUUCCCCUAUUGGUCUUUAAUUUUGUUGUUUACCCUUUAAAUCAUGAAAUUGGCUUUCCACUGGAGAUGGAUGUUUUUCUUCGUGUCUCUGCGAUCGAGAUUGCGUUACCUGUAACUAUCACCUGAGGGGGUCUGUGUCAAGCGGUUGUCGUGUUUAUUUUAUUGUUCUGAAAUUAGAACUCCAAUUCUCGAGACGAUGCUUUGCUAGUACAGGAAUUUCAUUCACUCAUUCGUUUUUUUUUUAUUAUUUCAUGAGUGAUUUUAGCGAUUAUCCCUCACAGACUAUUUCUCCUUACCCCCCACCCCUACCCCUCAACUACCUUUGCAUUGUAACCCGGUCAGUGAUCUCCGGGGUGGCAACGAUAAAAACAAAUGCUACAAAAAUGUAAUGUAGCAUAUUCUCCAUUUUUCGCCCUUUUUAUAAAAGCACUUUUCUAUCUAUGACCUGGCCAGAAAAGGAAAAAAAAAUCCGUAUUUUUGUGUGAUGUUUAACCGAUAAUGCCGUUGACCACUUAGCGAUUAGGCAUUCAGGUCGCAGCGACAUGUCAGCCCGCAACAAAGACAAAAAUCCAUCUCCAGUGGAAAACCAAUUUUAUGACUUCAAGGAUAAACAACCAAAAUUAUAGGGGUAAGGCAUAUUUUCAGUGUACAAUUAUACAUAGGUAGUCUAUAGCUUUCAUCCUCUUCUUAAAGCCACAAUAUUGAUAAUAUUUAGUUUUCGUAAUUACGAAAACUAAGAGGGGUCUUAGUUUUCGAAAUUACGAAAACUAAGAUCCCUAAAUUUACCAUUAAAUUUGACCUAAAACUCGGUGAAAAGGAUCGAACAUGAUAUAAUUUGACAGAUCAGACCUAUUUCGGUUACAAUUUGACUUUGUAUUUCAACGGAUUCGAUCUUAGGGGGUCUUAGGUUUCGUAAUCUCGAAAACUAAGACGGGUCUUAGGUCUUAGGUCUUAGUUUUCAAGGGUCUUAGUUUUCGUAACACCCCAUAAAUUUGUAUCAACAGGAAAAUUAUGUUGGAUGGCAAACUUGUUUUCUGAAGUGUUACACUGUCUCCUUGUGUUGCCAAACUGGUAACUGUCCAUCAGAAAUCAGUUAGGAGAAAGAGGAAACUGAUAAUCAAACUAGGAUGAAACUACUACAGUAAAUUUCAUUUUAAACUACAUCACAACAGUACAUGGAAAUGAAAAGGUCUUUAUUAUAAAGACAUUUUCUUUCAUCUUUAGCAAAUUCAACAUCAUCUGCAACAUCUGAUGCAUUCGUUGUGGUGUCAAGUUUGUCUAGUUUAAAUCCUGAACAAAGGAAAAGGGCUUUGUUCGAAGCUGCUAAAACAGGUAAUAAUAUGCUUAUCACUAAUCUAAUAUCAAAACACUGCCGAAAACUAACCAAGUCAAAAACUAGCAAGUCAUACAUGUGUACUUCAACAGUAAAGCCCCUUGUACAUGUACUUCAAGUCUUUCUCACAGUGCUGAGGUGUACAAUAAUCUGUGAUCUAGGGUUUCUGCAUGUUUUCUAGUGCCUACAGAUGUGUUUUUGCUAUUCUUUUAUAAUGGUAACUUUUUAACAGGAUGUGAUUAAUUUAUGACUAAUUUAUGACUCUGAAUGCAUGUAGUACCACUGUAAUGCAUUUUAAUCAUUUAGAAAAUAAUUAGUUAGUCAGAGUAUAUUAAUUUUGAUUUAUUUAAUAUCAGUAAAAAUGAGUUGCUGUAUUUCCAGGAGACCAUUAUUCCAUGGUUACUUUACUGAAUCAUGAGAAUGUUGACAUCAAUAUUAGAGGUAAUAAUAAUUAUUUAUUUUUAAAUAAGAACAAAUCCAGUUUGAAUUAUUUCUUCCAUACUGGUAAAUAAAGAUUCACAGGCAAAGUAAUUUUUUUUAUUUCUUUCCCAUAAGAAUGUUUCAUCCUAUAUUUGAAUGAAAUCACAGUAAAUAUUAUUUUGUUAUUUCUUUUUGUUAGAUGAGGACAAGAACACUCCUCUCUUUUUUGCUGCAGAAGGUGGCCAUCUCCCUUGUGUGGCUCUCUUAAUGGUAACUAAUUUUGGUCUCAAUUUGUCCCUUAAGUAAUUUAACAACCUUGAGAAAUUUUGUAAACUUUCCAUUAGAAUUUUGGCCCAGUGUCAGUAAGCUUGAUUGUUACGGUCAUUAUUCUACAGUGUGUUCAUUAGGCAAACGAGAUCAGAGAAUUCUCUGUUUACUACGCAGAAUUCUCUGGCUAAUGUUUGAUAGCCCAUAUGACUUUUUUAUUCAGAUGUGGAGUGUCUUUCACAAUACUCUCCUGUAACAUUACACCUUUCUCCUGCUACUAAAUUCUUAAUGAAAACCCUGUUUGUAUAUAUAAUAAUUAAUCAAUUUGUACUGUAUUAUUAUGUUUGAAAAUUAAAGGGUGAUUAGCAGAUUAGCAGACACCUUGUAGGGCCUUGUUACAUGCACCUCUUCAAUUGUAAAGCCAUGUCAGAGUGUCAUGAUUGGAAGCUUUUUGAACCCAACUUAAAAUCUUGCAAGUGAAUAUUUUUUGUGCUUUCUUCUUUCUUGGAUUUAGCACAUUUUGCUACAAAGUCUGGCAUUUUUUGGUACUGGUCUGUGUUGUAAGUUAAAUCCAAACUACAGGAUUCUUUGACUUAGAGGCUAAUAUCCAUAUAAAAUGAUAUUGAUAUAAUAGUGAUGGCGAUGAUUAUGAUAAUUAAUUAAAGGGGAUUUAACCCUCUGCUGAUUCCUGAUCCUCGUAUCUCUAAACAGAAAGUGUGGCAUGUCAUUCUGCCUCUCGAAAUACGCACGUCAUAAUGUUUCUCUGCACACAACAGUUUUCAGGGUUAACCAAUGUAUAUCAGGACUGUAAACUAGCUACGUAAUUAAAUCCCUUCUUAUUUAUUUAUUUUAUUUAAAAUUCAACAGGAACGAAAUGUAGAUGUGACAGCAGUGAACAAUGUAAGUUUAUGGAAUGUUGCAUACUAGAAAUGAAUAAAUGAAUAUCAAGACUACUACUUAUUAUUAAUAUUUCUUUUGUUAUCCAAUCUAGAAAUGUUGGACCCCUCUUCAUGCCCUUGCAUGGUAAGUUUACAUGAGCAUGGUUUAAAAACAUGUUAUACAAAUUUUUUAUGAAAUCCUAUUAAAUGAAGGUUUGUGGUGUGUAUUAUUAAGCAGACUGUUCAGUCUAGAAAUUGGUAAAAGUGGGUCAUAAGUCCCAUGUGGUAUUUUAAAUUGGAUCAAUUUCAAAAAUGGUCUGGGUCAAACUAUGAUAUUGAAACUUUGAACAACUAUCAUGAGCUUCACUAUCUUACUUCAUGCUUUUCAGGUUCAACUGUCAUUCUCUUUUGCAUAAAUAAAUGAACUUAGCUUUUGUGGUUGCUUCAUAAUGAAUAAAGAAAAAGCACAAAUUAACGAAACGAAGCGUGUGUUGAUCGGCAAAGCAACAACUAUGCAGAACAUAGAAAUGUACACUCCAUGCAGUCUCUUUCUGUACCGCAUGGAAGGCCUGACACAAAAAACUACUCAUAAACACAUAGUCUGAAAUCACAGUCAUUUUGUGCACUUAUUUCAGGCUAAUAAUCACACCUUUUUCAUUUUUAAUAUUGACUGCUGUUUUGGAAGUACUUGUAUAUUAGGUAACCUUUUUUGCAUCAGUAUGCCUCCAUGAUAAUUUCAUUUUGUGUCAGAAUAGAAUAUUGAAUAUUCCACGUCAAUGAGGCAAAAAUGCUGUCUAGAUUCUAAUUUUUGAUUAAGCAGCCAUGUAUUGCUGAUAUUAAGUGAUUAAUUUGACCUGUAGGAAAGGAUCAAGUGAAAGUCAUGUGGAGUGUGGUGAACUUCUCAUACAGGUACUACUGACAAAACGGAAGAUAAGAUUUUCUGGAAAGUGAGAAUAUAAUAUUGUUCUGGAAAGUAAUAAUAAUGCGAUUAGAAAGCCUUAAAUAAAUUCAAAAAGGUUAACUAAAAGUUGCCUCAAUUUACAACCAAACAGAUCAAAAUUUUGUGUUGUCACUUAAAAUGCAUUUGUACAGCUUUAAAAGCACUGUAGAUAGCCUAAAAGAUGUUUUCAAAGCACUUAGAAGAAAUCUGCGUUUGAUUGCCUGUUUUCUCACUUUGACGUUUUGCCUAGACACAGUUAACUCACCGUAAAUUAUAAUACUACAGUACAAUGUACAGGGAAGACCUUUACUUGCUGAAAUGGUAUCCGCUUCUUACAAAUCAUGUUAUACCGUAUGGAGGUUUGCUACUUUGUGUUUCUGGAGACAAUGGAUGAAUGUGAUCAUUAAUAUGAGCAAUUUACAAAGGAAAUAUUCCCUAACAGCUUGUCUCAUGAUUUAACAUUAACCAAGAUGCAAAUAAGGUCUACUGGUAAAUAUUGUGCCCAAAAGAAAUAGAUCUGAGUGAUGAUACGGACUUGUUCCCAGUAGUCUUCGCUCGUAACGCACGGCGGGAGCAGGGGAUGAUGGGAAGGGUGAAGAGAGAAAGAUGGUCAUCUCUCUGCCUCACUUUCCUCCUUCCCAUCACACCCCACACGCCACUAGAGAGAGAUAGUGAGAGAUGACUGGAGACGAGUCAGGUGAUGAUAUUGUAUUGGACGACCGUUGGUGGUUGAAUGGAUCUUGGAAUGUGUAUUUGGCAUCCCCACAGAUUUCUCAGGGACAAGUGACAUUAUCACCAAUUUGCCAAAGGCACAGUCAGCUUCACAGCCGUUCUUUCUGUCUUCACGCAAUGCUCCUCCCCAGAAACAGCUGUUGAGAACCGAACCACAUUCCUUUAGAGAAGUCACCGUACCGUAAACUUGGCGCGAACACCUUCCAGAAAAUGGAAGCUGAAAUGCUGCAUGCACUCCAUAAAACUUUUAUAGUUAUUACUACUUAGUAGUACAUGUAUACUGAUAAAUCCUUUUUUGACAGGAUGGGGCAAACUGAUUCAUUUUGACCUAACCAAGUAUGUGCGCUAAUGAUUUGCCUCCCUCCCCUCCCCUCCCCUUCCCUCCCACUUUACUUUCCCUGUUAAGAUGGGUGUUCCAGUGUUUGCCUUGACUGACACAUUAGAGACAGCAGCAGACCUUGCAUCCCGUUCCGGUGGUAGACAGGAGCUGGUUCAACUAUUGAGAGCUGUGGAAGGUAAAACAAACCCACCAUAAUACUUGUUGUGCAAGAUUUCUCUGUGUAAGCUUUUUGAUUAAGUUGAUAACAUUACAGAUCCUUUUUACAAAUAGGCUUUGACUUCCAAAGACUCUUACUUAAUUUAAAACGAGGUUAAGUUGCUAAGACUUCUGGGACUGUUACUAGGGACAUGAAAAAAAUUGGCCAAUAUCGAAAGAACCGGCGCGUCCCCAGUAACAAUCCCGGCCAGGAACAGUUGCGAGACGUAUAGAGCCAUUUUCGUAUGACCUUGAAAUAAAAACGCGCGAACGAAACAGUCUCAGAAACAACAAACAAGCAGAAAUAGAGGGAUUUGAUUAGUUUGUCGAACGAAUACAAACGCUUGUGGGUUUUGGUUGGUUAAGCGAACACUCGGCUGAAAAAGACUUCUUGCCCGAAGAACUUUCUAGAAAUCAAUCGAACUUCGCUUUGACGUCAUACUGCAACACUAUUGGCCAAUCGAACAAUGCGUUCUCCAUAUUCUAAAAAGUUUUCUUUGGCGGGAAAACGAAGAGUCCGUGUUUUGAUCUUUUCAUCCAUUGCCUUAUAAAACAAAUAACGAACACACCGAAACCAUUUUUCAAGGUCAUACGAAAAUCGCUAUAUCGGCUCCGGUUCCCUUUUCUUUUUGAAAGUGGCAAAUAACUUUAUACACUUGAGGAUGUCUGGGACUUUCUUCCCAUUGUACAUGAAUUCAAACUACUACUAGGCUGUGACGUACAAGUGCCAUAAAAUCUUUUUAAGUGUUAAAUCUGUAUAAAAAAUAAUCUUGCAGUUGAUGUUGCAGUACAGAACUUACAAGAGAGGCUACAAACCCCAACAGGUAAUCUAACUGAUCUUCCAUCUUAUUUACAAAUUUAAUGGCAUGGAAAGAUUUUUUAAGCUUUUUUUCUGGUUAACUCGGAUAUGAGGAUUAUGCUGUAGUUAUCAGUCACUUGUAUAAUAUAUGUUUUUCUGUGCAGGGUUCUCAACAAAAGACCCAAUGUUAAAGCUGUAUGUGGCUACGAUUUUGAGACACAUUAAUGAAAACGUACCACCAAAUAGCCCGAAAUGGAAGUCAAAAGGUUUGUCUUAAGAAGGAUAAAGUAUUCAUUUUGUCACGUGCAUAACCCAGCACGGAAAAGUGCUACGCGCGGAUAGGACAUCUUACAUACAACUGCAAAAGAAAAUGGCAUACUCAUCAGGCUCGAAAAUCUCGCGGGUGCGUGUGAACAGUGAUCAUGCGUUAAACAGAGGUGAGCGUGGAAAGCAGCACACUGGGCACCCAAGGUGCAAUCUGGUUCUCACGGCCUCUCUGGAAGCGUAGGCCUUAGGUAUAAGGUCUCCAAAAUUGAUGAAUCUACCCACUUACGACGGUGUUUGAAAAUUAAGCAUGCUAAAAUAAACAGUAUUCUGCAAAAUGUUGUUAGAAAUGUGACUUGGCAUUGAUCCCUGUUGUGUUUGUUGUGAAUUGGAUGAUUUUUUCAUAUAGUUUUUGUUAUUAUAAAACUCAGAUAAUCCGCAAGAAAGACAUAAAUUGUUGAAGACACCAGAACUUUUAAGAAGAGAAGACAAAACAAAGUCCCUUGACUGGGUGAGUUAAAUAUUCCUUGCAAAUUUUUAACCUACACGAAAAUACCAAGACGCAUAAAAUAAUACUGAAGUGGGAAACUUUAUUUCCGAUUAAGGCGAAACACUGUAGCAACUCAAAACAGAUCAAAACAAGCAUGACUAUAGCUUCUUUGUCAUUCUCCUGGAGUGUUUAAUUUGAGUCUUAGCAUUUCAAUGUAAGGCAAAGUUCAAUUACACAAUUCUUUUUCCCGUGUUUACAUCUCCUUCAACCCCACCCCUACCCCCACCCCUACCCCCACCCCUACCCCCACCCCAUGAGUUUAUGGAGAAUUUGAUGUCAGUUGAUUAAACAACUCGUUAAAAGGGAGAAACUGUAUUAAUUUUACUUGUGGUGUUUGGAUCCUUAAAUACUGUAGAAAUUUGUUGAAAUUAUGGUCACAUAUUUUGUUGUCUUUGUUUUCAGAGUCUUCGAAAGCGUAACUCGUGUGAGGAGCUUCGGUCCGAAACUCCAGGUGAGAAGCUUAGAGCUGUAGGCACUAUAUGGUAACCUUCUUACUGGUAAUGGCACUGAACUUUCUUAAGUCGAACAUUUUUCCAAAAGCUCUUCUUCUUAGAGAUACUUGGCUUUCGGUACAAGGAAGAAAAUCAUAUAACUUGUAAAUGACAAAAUCGCAGCAUGUGAUAAACAAAUGUGUCUCCCAAACGUGACAAACAAACGGAGAGAGACUUUGAAAAACUGUUAAGAUGAAACGUUUCAAAAAAUCCAUGCAAAUGCGGUCCUCAAGCAAUGGAAUACAAGAGAGUCUUGGAUUUUGGAUUCUACGCCGUGGAUACCGGAUUCUUUCUCAGUAAAUUUCUGAUUGCAGAUUCCAACUGUUAGUGGGGUUCCGGAUUCCUCGAGCUGUAUUCCACAUUUCAAAGCCUAAAUUCCGAAAUUUCCCUGAUUCCGGAUUCCACAAGCAAACAUAUGUUUGGAUGAUUCCGGAAUCCGUAUUCUCUUAGAUGGGGUGUUUCGAUGUUGCCCAUCCUUGUCUUCUUUUAUAUUUGCUGUGAUAUUCAAACCUUGCUUCAACGCUUGAAAUGGUUAUUCUCCUCGCUCAGUUAGGGGCCAAUUUCUACUGUAGUGACACAGCUUUAAGCCAAAUGCUAUCCAAACCAAGUUUGGCCGACCGCUUCAGAGAGGUGUCUGCCUUAUCCACAGUUAUAAUUGCGGAUAGGCUAGUAAAAGUUUAUCAAGCACUGCAGGGACAGGCGCGCACAUUAGCCAUCUACUUUCUCCUUUGUUACUAUUAUCAAAAUAAUUCUCUCUGUAGCGUUCGCCGGUGAUCACCAGCCCCUUGGGAAGGCGGGUAUUCUUAUAAAUUUGAGCUCAAUGAUAUUGAAAGACAUCAAUUUAUCUGGUACUGAUUUUCCAUCCCUUUUAUUGUAGUUAAUCGUUUCUUUGGUUCAAGUAGCGGCACUCCAUCAUCUAACAUUUCUACAGCUGAUGUGGAACCUAUCAUCAGACCGGAUUUAUUACCGUGUGUGGUGGCAAACCCUUCAAAACUCGAGGUACUUGAUCAUUUUAAUUCACUGAUCCGCGUAAUCAAGACGCAACCACAUUUACGGCAACUGACUUAACCCGGAAAGUCUCAGACAUCUUCAAAGAAGGCUUUGCGUAACAAGACUGCGGUCUAAACUAUUUUCAGUCCGCCGAGCCUCAGUAUUUAACCCUACUUUCAUAAAUCUGUAAGUAAAUAAAGAGUAUUUACUGGACAAACCUCUUUUACUUGUUGUCUGGUUUAGCUUGGUUUCCAUAAUCAUCGUCUAAGGCUUCCCAAAAUGUGUUCGGGUGGUCGAGAUAAUCACAUGGAAACUCUGAUGCAAUGAGGGACGAGGAUAAAUUCUCACGAUAUUUUAACAGCACUCCUAUAAUAAACAUUUGGGACGAGAAAAGUGAAUUUGUAUUUUGUUAUACAGCUUAUAUUUUCUGAAGCUUCCCUGACGAAUUGACGCGAACCAUUUAAUUUCCAACUGGAAUUUCCGGUUUCCCGUAUAAAAGGUACCCAAGAUCUUUAUAUUUUCCUCCUAUUAUUCAGGAAAAGCUGAUGAAGUGUCAAGCUGAGAAAGAGGACCUUGAACAGCGUUGCAAAAGACUCAUGCAGUCUAUCGCUAGUGCAGCAGAGGUAAGUUAAAGCGGCAAAAAUUAUUUUGCUGGUUUAACGCCGUAUUGGUAGUAGUAUCAGAUGUUCUGAUAGUAUUCAGUUCCAAUUCCAAGGGAGACUGUUCGCAGUCUUUUGAGGUAAAGCAUUGUUUUAGCGUUAUUGGGCAUGGAUCUACCAAAUCGAGAUGUAACGAAUGGAACACAAGCCUACCCAAUGGAGGGCACAGACCUGCCAAAUGAAAAUAGUAACGAACAAGGCACAGACCUACCAAAUGAAAAAAGUAACAAACAGGGCACAGACCUACCAAAUAAAAAUAGUAACGAUUAACGAACGGGACACAGACGUACCAAAUAAAAAUAGAAAAAGAAAGUGGCACAGACCUACCAAAUGAAGACGGUACUGUACUGAACCUACCUAAUCUAACAACUAGCGCUAGGGGUGGUUACGGCCAGAGAUCUUUACUCCCCUAUCGAUUCUUCUAUUUGCACAUGUACUAGUCCUAUCAGUGAAGUGUUUUAAGAAGGGGUGGCGGCUACGGUUUUUCGUCCUUAUCUUAAAAACAAAAAAAAAAAGACGGUCUUCUCAGGUAUUUAGUCAAGACCCUGAGUGGUAAUCCGGUCGACUGCUCCGAAGACUGGUACCCAAGCAGUUGAUCUGACCAGUCAGCGGUUUUCGUUUAAACGCGGGUAGAUCCUACCAACACUGGUAGAUACUUCAUAUAUGAUUCCUAUAGUGUACAUAUAUGAAGUACCUACCUAAACGCGUUAUAAGACAUUCUGAUAGAGCUGCUGGCCCUAGGAAAGUAUUCACUUUCAUUCUCUCUCUUGUUUUCACUUUCUUUAUCUAGACGCAUGACAAAGAGGUUAUGAGAUUGCAGCAGGAGAUAGAUAUUGCAAGAGAACAGAAAGAUAUCGCCAUUAAACGGGUAACUUACUGACAGAUUUUCAUUGCUACAGACUCCAUUUCACUGUCUAUCAUCGUACAAUACUUUACAUGUACCUGAAAAUCUUUUUUUUUUCUGUCAUUUCAUAUCUAUGGUGGCCGAGAACUGCCAGUCGAAAAAUUCGCAUAUUGAAGGAAUUAUUUUUUAUUUUCAUCUGUAACCAUUUUCCACUUUCUUUCUAAUUUCUAUUUCAAUUCAAAAGAAAAGUGAAAGUAAAAUCAAGUGAAAUCAAAAUAAAGCGAAAUGAAACCAAAGUAAAAUGAUUUGAAAAAUGAUUUUAUGUAGUUAUACUUUAUUUGUAACAAAAAAACCUGAUGAAUUUGUACCGUGUUAAAAUAAAGAUUUGAGACUUGAGACUUGAGACUUGAAAUGAAAUUAAAAUCAAGUAAAAUUUUCGACCCAGCCGAGCGCUGCCACUACCAGCAUGCAUUGUGUACAUCACGUAGAUUUUGUGUUCUGUUUACGACCCUUUCUCUGGAAGAAGCUCGAAGAUGGCGGAUAACAGGUUUUCAUCGUGGAAGGAAGAUCACCUUCUUAAAGGAGCGAUGCAGAUGUAAGUUAAACAAGGUCUUAAACUCAUAUUCCUUCAAUGUGAGGAUUUUUCGAUUGGCAGUGCUCGGCCACCAUACAUAUGUCAGUGACAGUUUUUUCCAAUACGCUCGGUGUGCUAAAUAAGCAGAAAAUGACGUAUUUGCUCUCUGCUCCAUAGCUAGCGUGAGAAAGGCCAGACACCUGAUUCCUGCAUGUGUAGAUUGAUUUCUCUGAGGAGGUGCCUCGCGUCCUCAAAGCGCUUUUUCCUUCAAAUGUGGGAAGGGCGAGAAAAGCGCUCUGGGACCGAGGCUGGUUUCACGGCUUCUAGAAUAUCAAAAUUAUCUAGCGGAGUUGUAGGUACAGUGUACAAUGCAUUUAUGAAGUAAAGUUCAGCGCUUGUCGAGUACAAACUAUGGUCCGCGCGCUUCAAGGCUGAAGUCUCCCUUCAACAACAGGGCAGAAAGAAGAGGUCAGCAAAAACAUUUGUAUGACAAACGUGAUCGGGUUAUUACGUGAGGGUUUUGUCGUGAUCAUUCACUUAACUUUACGGUGUUCUGUGCGUUUCCAAAAAGAUCUGUUUAAAGGAAGAUGAAGUUUGGCCGGGCGGAUAAUCUUUUUGAACAUAGUUGUAACAAAAGGUUUUGCCGUGUUCUUUCUUCCGCUGUCCUGUUGUUCACUAAUAUCACAGGCGUCCCAAGCUCACGUUACGACUGUGUUAUGUAAAUUAACUUUCUCACAAGAGAGUCAGUGUCGCGUUACAAGCAACCGUUGAGACUUCGUAUGAGAAAUAAAAUACUGAGGUCUGCGAACGCUAAAUAUCAUUAUUUUUACUUUUUUUCUAUAAAAUAAAUAAAGUAGACUUACCUUUGAUGUAUUCCUGUGCUUUUUGGUGUGAAUUCAUCGAUUUAGUCGGGUUUUUUUUACUCUUUUGUGAGAAAGUUGAUUUACAGAACAAAUUCGUAACGUGAGAUUGGAACGCCUCUGCUGAUAUUAAAAAAAUUCUUAUUUGUGGUUUGAUGCAGUGUGAAGCUACAUUUGUCAACAAAAUGGCCAAAAUUCGUCAGGAAACGGAAGCAGCUAUUCACGAGGUUAGUUUUCAGGCUAGAUUUCAGGUCUUUCAGUACGUCUGUAUUUUUCGUCUGUUACUUGUACACUGUGCAGCAAAUGGUCUCUUUUUCCAGGCAAACACACGGCUUAAUCAAGCUGAGAGGGACCGAGCCGAGGUACUACAUUUACAAAACACUUUCAGAUUAUCGUGGGUACCAGAUGAGGUAAGAAUAGACCUAAGGACUUUACUGAGAUGCUAGGGCUUAUAGAGGACAAAUACAAUAAACUGUUUACUUAAGGUGUUUCGAUACAGUUUUUCGGAAACCAUACCGAUAUUUUUCCAUCGCCUAAAAAGUGAUUUUAUCUUUGUCCGAUCGCUAUAAAAUGUUCACCACUGACUGUCUUUGGAUUGAAGUUUGUCAAAAUGUAGCAUUAAGUAAAACCGAUAUCACUAUGAAGCAAUAAACAAAAAACUUUCAAAUCGAUAAAAGGCGAACGACAAUUGCGCGAUCUAGACCUGCUUGUGAAAAUCCGACACCAGGGACCUGGUUUUUGCCCUUCCUCGUCACAUAACACACGAAAAGAGUUUGACCAAUUUUAAAUCCUUAGUUAAGACUUUUUUUUAUUUAAAUCAGCCUAUUUCUGUAACGCGCAUUGAUCAUAUACAUAUGCGAAUUUGCGCGUUAUAAGUAAUAAAAUCAUCAUCAUUAUUAUUAUUAUUAGCAAAUAACCUCCGUGAGAAGUAAAAAAUUAUGUUUGUUUAAAUUCAAAUAAAACGUAAAUAUAUUUCAAACCUUAUAUUUUCAUAUUGUGCCGAUACAUCAAAGUUCCCAUAUCUUUUCAAUCCCCGUAUUGUUGACACGAUUGCUAUCACACGCCCGUUGAUUGGUUAGUCUUAACCACUUUUUAAUGCAGGUAAUGUAUUUCUGUAACGCGCAUUGAUCAUAUACAUAUGCGAAUUUGCGCGUUAUAAGUAAUAAAAUCAUUAUUAUUAUUAUUAUUAUUAUUAUUAUUAUUAGGAAAUAACCUCCGUGAGAAGUAAAAAAUUAUGGUUGUUUGAAUUCAAAUAAAACGUAAAUAUAUUUCAAACCUUAUAUUUUCAUAUUGUGCCGAUACAUCAAAGUUCCCAUAUCUUUUCAAUCCCCGUAUUGUUGACACGAUUGCUAUCACACGCCCGUUGAUUGGUUAGUCUUAACCGCUUUUUAAUGCAGGUAAUGUAUUUUUUUUCGCAGCUUGUUAACUACUGUUCAAACAGCAAAUGUCGAGCGCCAUUCACUCAAGUAAGUUUUGUCUUGUUUCAUUGAAUACAAGGCUACUUUCACGCAAACGUUGUUCCCAGGGCCCUUCUUUUUAGGAAAUGGGAGGGGGCCCUGGAAUGGAGGUUGCCUUUACUCCAUGAUUUCAAAUCUUUUGUAACAUUUUCAUAGACAUUAUACCCAAAUUGUGCCGUAGAAGCUCAUAUUUUACGAUAUCUACCUUAUGUCAACUCAAUUGAUAAACCAAAUUUUCGACCGAAAACGGACACCAGAAGUCCACAGAGCAAAUUUCGUUUCCAAACAUAGGUAAGUGUAUGCACAAUCAGUGUUAUUCUAUGGACAUCAAACCUCUCAGGAUUUGGAAAUUAGAAAACGUGUGUUUGUUCUUUUGAUUUGUUUGGGUUCUAUUGGCUGAACACAGAUGCAUUUGGUGUUUGUUGCAGACUAGAAGACGCCAUCAUUGUCGAUGCUGCGGCCGCGUUUUCUGUCAUAACUGCACAGAUCAGUCAGCUCCGUAAGUUCAACAUGGUUUACUGUAUUAUCAGUUGUAGGUGUCACAGUGUUUUGUCUCGUAGCCAGCUCAUCACAAGAGAGGAUAUCCUCUCUUGCUGAGUAACAGAAACUGACAGAGGCAAUCUUAAAAGUUAAGAAAUAGCAAGCCGUUGAAGUUUCAUCGUGAGCUUUAAGUUUUUAAACUUCCCAGCUCAUAGGACCACAAAUUCUGCGGCGGUCUUUCGUAAUUGAGUCACUGAGGGGAAUCACACAAAACUGAAGAAGAGAGACAUCAUGUAUUCCUUCCCAAGUGGGAAAACCUUUGUUACACUACAGGGUAACCAGCUCGUUUCCAGUGAAGAGAGUAAGAGAGGCGCUCAUCUCUUAGCAUCAUCUUUUAGUGUACAAAUUAACAACGAGGACAUGUCUUCUUUUUCAGGAUUCCAGCGUUUGGCUACAAUCAGAAUGUCAGAGUUUGUAAUCCUUGCUUUGCUUUGCUCGAUGAAAUGUUUUGUGAAGAACCAAUUGCUUGCACAGACCCCACGUGA